AUGACCGCCGAGGUUAAAGUAAUUGUUAUUGGAGACACAAACGUUGGUAAAACUUGUUUAUUGUUAACAUAUACAACAAAUAGUUUUCCUGAUUCUUAUGUUCCAACUGUAUUUGACAAUUACACUGCUCCAAUUUCGGUGGAAGGAAAAGCCAUUCAAAUGAACCUUUGGGAUACUUCUGGUUCUGAUGACCUUGAUGAGAUGAGACCUUUAAGUUAUACUGAUACUGAUUGUUUUAUGAUUUGUUUUUCUAUUGCAGAGGAGGAAUCAUUUGAACGUAUCAAAACUAAAUGGGUUCCAGAAAUUAGAGAACAUUGUCAAAAUGAUGACCCACGUAUCAUAUUAGUAGGAACAAAAUGUGAUAUACGUGAUAGUCAAAAAUUAAUUGAUACAUUGAAAAAACAAGGAAAAGACCUUGUUAAAAAAGAGUCUAUUGAAAUUAUGGCAAAUGAAAUUGGUGCAAAAGGAUUUGCAGAAUGUUCAGCAGCAAAUCAAAAUGGAUUAAAUGAAGUGUUUGAAAUGGCGGCAAAAGUGGCACUUGGAAUGGAAGAUGAAACAGGGGAUAAGAAAGAUAAAAAAGACAAGAAAGACAAAAAAGAUAAAGAAAAAAGAAAGCAUAAUGGUAGUAUCUUUAAGAAGAUAUUUGGAAAAUAAUUUGUUUUCUUUUUUAUCAUAUCAUUAACUCUCUCUUUUUGUUUAAUUUCUUUUAUUAAUUUUGAUGCAUUUAUUGAA
Molecule: messenger RNA, 732 nt
Organism: Entamoeba histolytica HM-1:IMSS
Lineage: Eukaryota; Evosea; Mastigamoebida; Endamoebidae
Product: Rho family GTPase
Exons: 2
Coding region: 1-654 (217 amino acids)
Biological process (GO): mitotic cytokinesis; actin filament organization; regulation of cell shape
Cellular component (GO): plasma membrane; cell cortex; cytoplasmic vesicle
Molecular function (GO): protein kinase binding; GTP binding; GTPase activity
Source: RefSeq, a predicted model, not a curated record